Messenger RNA from Labrus bergylta (ballan wrasse), 5324 nucleotides. Its product is annotated as MAM domain-containing glycosylphosphatidylinositol anchor protein 1. NCBI's taxonomy places the organism in Eukaryota, Metazoa, Chordata, Actinopteri, Labriformes, Labridae. Gene Ontology annotation, molecular function: protein binding; axon guidance receptor activity. Gene Ontology annotation, biological process: homophilic cell-cell adhesion; synapse organization. Gene Ontology annotation, cellular component: axon; neuronal cell body; plasma membrane. The record is from RefSeq and is a predicted model, not a curated record.
GUCCACAGACACAGCGCUGAUUGAAGGAGCUGAGGGGAGCUCAUUUUCAGAGCGCGUGAUUGUGUUACAGGGGCUUCACUUUAUUUAGACUGUCACCGGUCAGAUAGAGAGAGAGAGAGAAAGAGAGAGAGGGACUGACAGUAAAAAGCAUCUCUACACGCCUUUAAAAGUAGACAGUACAAACGAGAAGAAACGGGGCAUAGGAUUUUUGGCAAACUGACCUUGCUUGAGUGUAAGGGAAAGUGUAUUUUACUCCCAGGAGUAAGGACUCUCUUGUGGAUCCUAGCGGCAUUUUUUUUUCCCGUGCGUAAAAUAAAAGUUUAACAGCAAGGAGAUCAUUGGAGAGGAGUGGAGGCUCUGCAAACUCUCCGAUUACUCUCCGGGAUUGUUGUAAAGCUCUUAUCGGACGCCCACUGGAGGAGAAUAUAUAACUUUUGAGGACAUUUUUUGGAGAGACACGGACGGAGGCGGGUUGGUUUAACGGAGAGCGGAGUGAUCCUCUUCGCUGAGCUGAGAGAAGUGCGCGCUGCGCCGGGUAGCAGACUGACCCAAAGGACGGCAACCUCGGAGACAAGGUUAUGACGGAACUGAGCUGAACAUGGAGCUUUUCUGGAUUUUGUUAUUUUCUAGUGUCUGUCCUCUUGCCUGGGGCCAAGGAGUUUACGCUCCAGCCAACGCUCAGAUUGUGCAUUCAGGCGCUGCAUGUAACGUCAAGGAUGAUAACAUCAGUGAGAGGAUCUACACCAUCAAAGAAGGAGACACACUUGUGCUUCAGUGUAUUGUUAAAGGACACCCACGACCACAGAUACGAUGGACGAAGACGGCAGGCAGUGCAUCAGACAAGUUCCAGGAAACAUCCAUCUACAACGAGACUCUGCGCAUCGAGGGCAUCCAGAGGGUGCAGGGGGGUCGCUACUACUGCAAGGCCGACAACGGGGUUGGGGUGGCUGCCAUCAAGUCCAUCCGCGUAGAUGUGCAGUACCUUGACACACCAGUUCUGACGGUGCACCAGACCAUCAGCGACGUGCGGGGCAGCUACUACCAGGAGAAGACGGUUUUCCUGCGCUGCACUGUCAACUCCAACCCUCCUGCACGCUUCAUCUGGAAACGUGGGAGCAUGCUCAUCGAACAGAGCAAGGACAACGGAGUGGACAUCUACGAGCCGCUUUACACUCAGGGUGAGACCAAGGUGCUGAAGCUGAAAAAUCUCAGACCCAAGGACUUUGCUGAUUACACAUGCCAGGUGUCAGUCCGCAAUGUGUGUAACAUCGAGGACAAGUCGGUCACCUUCAGGCUCACAAAUGCAACAACGCCCCCAAUGAUCCGGCUGUCAAUGAACGACACAGUGGUGGUGGAUCCUGGCCAGGAUGUGCUCCUAACCUGUGAGGUGACGGCAGGUUUCCCCCUCCCAACUGUGUUGUGGUCACGUUACCCAGGCCCUCUUCCUCUCAGCGCCCAAGUCAGGGGGCCAACGCUGAUUUUACGUGCGGUCACGCCCUCUGACGCAGGUUUCUACAACUGCACAGCUGUCAACAAUGUGGGCAACCCGGCUCGCAAGAAUGUCAACGUAGUUGUCAGGACGAUGGGUAACCUGACCUUCCAGAUUACUCCUGACUCCAACAAGGACAGCGAGACCAUCCAGAUGGGUAGGGACCUCAAGCUGUCGUGCCACGUCGACGCCACCCCACAGGACAAGGUCAACUACACCUGGUACAAGAACAGUGCACCUGUGUUCAAUUCGGAUAGCCUGAUCUUGCUACGCAGUGACCCCGACAUGGCGCCUGGCACCAGCAGCUUGGAGAUUGUGGACAUGAAGUUCAGAGAUUUGGCUACCUACAGCUGUGUGGCAAACUUCCCAGGCAGCAGGGUGCCAGAGCUCCGCGUGGAUGUCAACAUCUCGCAGAACAGCGUCUCUCCACCAGUGCUGUCCGUACCACCAGGAGGGCAGGUGGUGAAUGUGCAAGAGGGGGGAAACGCUGACCUGGUAUGUUUGGUGGUGGAUGGCAAACCACGCCCACCUAUACUCUGGUCACGCACUGAAAAGGACCUGCUGAUGGCAUCAGGGCAGACCAUGGUGGAGACACCGGAUGGGCGCUUAAGACUAAAGAAUGUCAGCAGGGACAUGAUGGGGCUGUACCGCUGCCAGACUGCUCCAUACAACGGGCUUAACAUCAAACGCAGGGAGGCACAGGUCCAACUCAAUGUCCUGUAUCCUCCCAUACUGGACCCGGUCUUUCAGGACAUGCGGUCCAGGAACUAUCAGAUGGUGACCCUUAGGUGUACGGUCCUGCGGUCCAACCCACCUCGGCUAACAGAUAUACGCUGGUUCCGAAACGGUGACUCCAUCCGCAUGCCAAUGCCAGACCUGAAGGAGACGCCGGAGCUCAAGUUCAAGCUGGAGCCCACGAACAAUGGCUCUUACGAGUGUCGAGUCAGCAACAGCGCAGGGACAUCAACAUGCACGUUUAAUGUCUCAGCACAACCCUACAAUGCAGAAUUCUACUUUGACACGCCAAACCCAGUCCGAAUCCUAAAAGGAAACAACUACUCCUACAUCUUGCAGUGGACACAGAAAGAUCCAGAGGCCACUGACCGAAUCAUAGGAUACUGGAUCAAUGUCCGAAAGAACAAGCAGAACCUGCUGUCCAAGCAGAUAGACCUCAAGGGAAAGGAGCCGGAAAAGGGUGUCCUGCUGUCCCACACUAUAUCAGACCUGAGGAUCCCUCUGUCCUACGAGGUCCGUCUGGCCCCCAUCACCACCUACAGCACCGGGGACUACAUCAGUCGUAUCAUACAGUACUCAGAACCCUACACCUAUCCCAGACCCUCAGACCAUGUGUGUGGUUUCGAAGAUGAGCGGAUCUGUGGUUUCACUCAAGACCGGAGCGAUGUCUUUGACUGGACGAGACAGAAUCACCUAACGCAGAAUCCCAAGCGGUCUGUCAACACUGGCCCGGAGACUGACCGCAGUGGAACCAAGGAAGGAUAUUACAUGUAUAUUGAAGCAUCAAGGCCGCGUGUUCAGGGCGACAAGGCUCGUCUGCUUUCUCCACUUUUUAAUGUGACUUCAGUCAGAGGCCCAAAAGGCUCCGGCAGGGUUCCAUACUGUGUCUCCUUCUACUACCACAUGAAAGGCAAGCAUAUUGGUGCUCUCAAUGUGCUUCUGAGAGUGAGAAGCAUCGCCUCUGUGGACACGGUGCAGUGGACGCGGUCUGGUCAUCAGGGCCCUGACUGGAAGAAAGCCUUCUUCGACAUCAGCCCCAGUGGACCGUUCCAGAUUGUGUUUGAAGGAAUUCGAGGUCCUAAAUACGAGGGAGACAUUGCCAUCGAUGACGUGUCCAUCACCAUAGGAAAAUGCAAGCAGGGGAACACUGUAGCCAGCGCAGGUAAGACAGUUCUGAUCGGUGGAUCUCACUCGCUCCCAUUGGCCAGCUGGCUGACCUUUGGCCUCUCCUGCUUCCUGUCGCUGCUCUACAGAUGAUGAGCACUUCCCACAGCACCUUUUGUCUGUAGUGACAGACACUGCCCUGACUCGCGCUCUUUUACUUCUUUCUCAGCCCUCCUCCUUCCUUUCCCCUUUCCUAAUCUCGCCCGUCUCCCUAAGUGUCUUUCCUUCGCCACACAUCCUUCUAUCCUUCAUGCAUCCGUUUCAUCCUUCUUCUUCUUGCUGCGAUAAAUGGUAACACAAAUUCUUUGUCUUGUUCUUCUGCUCUGCUUUCUUUGAACAUAUCCCCCUUAAGACUUCUAGCAUAACCAACUGACGCUCAUACUGUAUUUAGGAUAAUAUAGUUAAUGAUCUUUGACUGUCAAAACCUCAUACUCUCUCUUUUGUCGCUCUAUUUAGUCUUAUUAGAUUGACUUUGUCCAUGUCCGUGUGUCACUUUGUCACCUUCUCCUCUCCGUCAUCAACCUUCUUCAUCCUUAUGUGCACCUUCUCAUGUACUCACCUCGUCCCAAUCCCCCAGACACACCAAAGUGUCGGACACUCUACCAAAGAUGACAAAGGACCUGAGGGAAUAAAGCGAGGAAACGGGGGAUUCCAGGAAGAAAGUGAAAGACGUAGGAAAAAGAAGGAAAAAUCCUUCAAGACUGUCUCCCUUCUGUCUCAACCUUCGAGACUGUGGGAGCCACUGAAUGAUAAAGAGACAGAUGGGAAUAUAAACUGAUGGACGAAUGACAGAAUAAACAAAUGAACUGUGAGGGAAGAACAAAGCGGACGCAGAGGGGAAAAGAAAUGUGCUCCUGGUAGCCUCUCUGUUUGCCCUCUGCUCGCAACAAGAGACAAACCUCAGUGCGGAUUAUACGUGUACAUUUAUCUCUAUAUAUAUUAAAUAUAACAAAGUUUAAACUAAAACACAACUAGGACAGUGGAGGACUUUACAAAGUGGAAUUAAAGAAGCACAACGUUUAUACAACCUCUGCUGUUCCUUUGGGUUUUAUUCUACUUAUUAUGUCGUGUUGCAAUUCGUCAGACCUUUUCAAUGUUUUUGAUAUUUUGCUUUUCUUUUUUUUUGUUUUUGUUUAUAACAUUAUGAGGGUCAAAGACAGAGGGUAAUAAAGUAUUAUAUUAAUAUUAAUGAGAGGCAGAGACGCUGAUUUGAGAUCUAGAACCGAAUGUGAGCAUGAGGAGGGAAAUAUGACCCAGAAGCCUCUUGGAUUGAAACCUCACAAAGUUUUCUUUACAAAUACCGAACACACAUACAUACUGGCACACACACACACACACACACACACACACACACACACACACACACACACACACGCACACACACACUCAGUUGUCUUUGCUGACAUCACAGCAGGGCCCUCAGCUCAACUUCUGCCUCAAAUACAUGUCUGCUCUGUGAUUGACCCAGAAGGAAAACUAUGGCAGAUAGUUGCAACGCUCUCAUUUCUUCUCCCUCACCAUGAACUUCCAUUCAGAGGACAACAUGACUCAGACGUCUGAAAUGAUUGACCACAGUAGAGUAGUCGGACAUGUCUCCAAAGAAAAGAAAAGAAACACUGUGUGCUACAAGAGGCAGGAAAGAGCCUGGAGGUCAGAUGAAUAAUGAAUGAUCAGAGAGCUCUUCUUUCUCCACAGGUUAUUGAAUGUCAUGUAUGAAAUCUUCAUACACAUGUGAGCGAGAGGUGGAGAAGACUGUCAGUAUCAGCAGGGUGUGCAGUGUGGAUUGCUUCCUCUCAUGAAUUAAUUACAUUGAAUGUCUGUAGUGGAAAACAAUUUCAUAAUCACAUAGAUAUGAUUGUUAAAAGUGAAGCAAUACUAAUAUCUAUAACUCUAUAUACCAUUCAUAACGUUUCAUGAAUUAAAGCUGUAGCUUUCU